UAAUAUCAUGGACGCUUGUUCUGUUUUCUUCUCCAUACAAAAAAGUUGGUUUGCUUUGAGCAAUUCUGUCCGCAGCCUACUCCGGCGCCAGCGCCACCCACCAGAUGCAUUCCCAGCAGAACAGUUGCUGUCGUCUCGAAUUCCCCAAAAGAAAUGGUGUCGUCGUCUCGACGCAGCACCAUAGGAGGGAGGGCGCCACGAUGCUGAGCCCCGCGCUGGCGUGCUGCAAGCUCUACAUCUCCGAGGCCCGCAACGCGCCGGCGCUGCGCGCCAUCGAGCGCGCCGCGGCGGGGCUCCGUCCGGCGGCCGUGCUCGUCAACGCGUUCGCCGACGACGCCUACAACCGUGUCGGCUACACGCUCGUCUCCCCACUAGCGGGCGCCGGCGGUGACUCGGCCCCGCCACCGCUGCAUCGCGCGGCGUUCGGCGUGGUCGCGGCGGCGCUCGAGGCCGUCGACUUCGGCGUCCACGCCGGCGCGCACCCGCGGCUCGGCGUCGUCGACCACAUCGCCUUCCAUCCCCUGGCCGGCGCCCACCUCGACGACGUUGCCGCGCUCACCAGGGCCGUGGCGGCUGACAUCGGAGACAAGCUUCAAGUGCCAACAUAUCUGUAUGGAGCAGCUCACAAAGAUGGCAGAACGCUGGCGUCAAUCAGGAGGCAGCUCGGCUACUUCAUGCCCAACUCUCCCGGCGAGCAAUGGCGCGGCGCGCCGGACUCCUCAUCCCUGCCCGUCGCCCCGGACGCCGGCCCCGCGACGCCGUCGAGGUCCAAGGGCGUGGUGGCCAUCGGCGCGACCGCCUGGGUCGACAACUACAACGUGCCCGUGCACACGCCCGACGUCGCGGCGGCGAAGCGGAUCGCGCGGGCGGUCAGCGAGCGCGGCGGCGGGCUCAGGUCCGUGCAGGCGAUGGGGCUCGCGCACGGCGAGGGCGUCACCGAGGUCGCCUGCAACCUGCUCGACCCGGCGAGGGUGGGGGCAGAGCAGGUGCAGGAGAGGGUGCAGCAGCUCGCCGCCGAGCAGGGACUCGCCGUCGGCGAGGGGUACUUCACCGACUUCUCACAGGAGAGGAUCGUCGAGCUGUACAUGCAAUCAGCUGAAGCCGAAGCUUCCCAGCAGUGACUUCUGAGUAAUUUUUGCACCGUGAGAAAACAAUGCCAUAUUUGAAUAAUGAUUUUUCUCGAGCACAAAGGAUAAUUAAGGGAAAAAAACUAAUGAAAUUAAAGGUCUUCAUAGUC
Molecule: messenger RNA, 1237 nt
Organism: Panicum virgatum (switchgrass)
Lineage: Eukaryota; Viridiplantae; Streptophyta; Magnoliopsida; Poales; Poaceae
Product: glutamate formimidoyltransferase-like
Exons: 2
Coding region: 105-1121 (338 amino acids)
Molecular function (GO): transferase activity; folic acid binding
Source: RefSeq, a predicted model, not a curated record